UAUGAUGGGAGUGGCACUAGCUGUCAAGGAUGUCCAGAGAUGCAUGUACAGUAAGUACAUUUGCAAUGACAUCUACACGACAAGUCGCACAUGGGCUGGCCAGGCAGCCUGUCACGAGCCUCGAGGCAUGCACGGAGAGCGCCUGCGCAUCAGAGUCCCAGGAAGUCCCUUGCGUCGUCGACCUCCCGCUGCCGUGCCUGUGCGGCCGCCCACCGACGCUCCAGCGUCUGCCACACCCACAUAGCCACACACACGCGCACACGUGUGACUCUUCCUUUCUUUGCUGCGUGCGGUUUUUGGUUACCUUGACGUCAGACGUCCAUUUGGGGUGGAAGACGCGGGAGUCGCAGCCAUCACCGGGACACUGCAAACAGCGCAGCGGGUGCCUUGCACACACUGGUUGAGUUGCGUGUGCAUCUCUUUGCGCCUGUCUGCCUGGCCACGGAGGUACCUGCAUGCCGAAUGGUGGCUUGGUCAUGACGUGCUCGAGGCACGACGAGUGGAACCAGUGACCGCAGAACGCUCGCUCCGCCGGGUCAGCCUGGCCAAGAUCAGAAGGGACGACAUCUUUCGUCCACACCUCCCUCCCUCCCUCCCUAGUUACCUGUUUCUCGCCCUUCUUGAUGGCGUCGAUGACCGGCUGUUUGCAGUGCGCACACUUCUCAUGCGGCAGCAGCCUGAAGCCAAUCACACACGGUGCGUGGACAACGACGUGUGGUGGAUGCGAUGCAUGGACGCCCACCCCAUCCAAUCCAUGGGUAUGUAUACCUGGCGAAUUUGUUGACGAUGUACUCGACCACGGCAUAGAGGGCGGGGACGGGCUCGCCGCCAUCUCUGUGCGCCUUGGGGAUGCCCGUGGGGGCCGACCUGGCGGCCGUUUGCGCCACCUGCGUCGCCUGCUGCUGCUCCCUCUCCCACUCCCUCUUGUCGAGGACCUUCUUCUCGCGCCUCAUCUGCUUGUCAUCAGACAUGCGCGCCAACUCACCUGCACACACACACACACACACAGACAGACAGGUGAACACAGCUUGGUGGGCGGACGCAUUGAAUCAGUCAGUGUGUGCUGAGGGUGUGUGUGGUGUGACCUGCCUGCGACUUUGAGGAACUUGACGUCAUGCUUGUACUGGCUGAUGCUCAGCUGCACCACCUCCUCUGAGGGCUUCGCUGGGUCGCUCUCACGCAAUGACACAUUCAGGGGGAUACCCUUCAGGACCGAUGAGAUCAAUGACAUCGGCACACAAUCAAACAUGUCUAAUCACAACUGUCUGCUCGUCUGUCGGGCUGUCUGUCUGUCUGUCGGGCUGUGUGAGCAUCUAUCUACCUUGCUGGCCCUCCUGGCGACCUCCUCCGCCUGUUUGAAGAACAUGUGUGUGACGGCCGGGGGGUAGGUGGCCUCCCGACACCUCAGCUCCAGCUGCUCCCCGGGGUACCCACGAGGCACCUGCACACUCAAGCAUGACAUAACAAACGUCUGUGUGCGUGUGUGUGAGCAGAUGGGUGGCUGUGAGAAUGACUGACUGACCUUGACGGUGAAGUCGACAACGAAUCCGGCUUCCUCCACGCGGACCGUCACUGUGCCGUUGCGCUCCGAGAGCUUCAGGCUGUCGUGCGGCCCGGUGAGCAACCUGCUCUUGAUGUCCGAUAUGUGCUCGGUGCACAGCAGCAGCUGAUUGCUCUGCAGCAAGGUGGAGAGAAACGUCCACAGAGCCAGAACCUGCUACUCACCACACACCGCAGCACAACACAAUGCACCGCAACGCAAUGAGUCCAUCCAUCCAUCCCCUCGGCAACAUACUACCUGUGGCUGCCCCUUGUCGGCCAGCUGCUCUGCCUCCUGCUCACACUUGUCGACGAGUUUCCGCUUGACCCUCUCGGGCAGCGUCUUGGUCUCCAGCUCAAACAGCAGCGGGGAGGACGGGUACUGCAGUGGGAACUGGCACUUCAUCGUCAGAUUCUUGUAGGGCGUUUCUGUCCAGUCAGUCCAUGGAGGGCAUUGGAUUAUGUGACAAACACACAGCCACAGUCACAGCCAAUGAUUGCAGUGGAUGAGUGAAUGGCUCCAAUCUGUUCCUGUGAGUGUCGCGUGGGAGAGCGUGUGUGUGUGGCGUACCGAUGACGUGGAAGAUGACGUACUCCUGGGUGGCUGUGAGCAGGACCUCCUGUGGAAUCGUCUCCUGGAUGGAUGCUAGCUCCUCUGCGGAGAUGGAGCCCUCAAAGGCCAUCGGCGAAAGGCAUAGAUGGCCUGAGGGGAGAAAAGGCAGGGAAUG
This is a messenger RNA of Vitrella brassicaformis, 2267 nucleotides long. The record is from the annotation of a GenBank genome assembly. Lineage: Eukaryota; Vitrellaceae.